ACAGUGGAGAGCCCUGAGAAAGGCAGUGGAUUCCUCUCAUACGGCCACUAAAAGAGACACAGAUAGGCGCAUUUUCACACAUAAAUGGAGGCACGAGCGUAAGCGCCAUCUAACAACCGCAAACCUUUAAACAUGGUGAAGGACCAAGAAGUGGAGCGCAUCGCUAAAAAGCUGGACAAAAUGGUGCACAAGAAAAACACAGAUGGCGCCCUUGACCUGCUUCAAGAGCUGAAGAACAUGACGAUGUCUUUGGAGACCCUACAGUCCACCCGGAUUGGGAUGUCAGUGAACGCGGUGCGGAAACAGAGCUCAGAUGAGGAGGUACAGACUUUGGCUAAAUCACUCAUCAAGACCUGGAAGAAACUGCUGGAUGGUUCUGAGGGUAAAUCGGAGGAGAAGAAAAAAGUAGGAUCUCCUCUCCAGUCGUCCUCUUCUAAAGACUCUCCUGGAUCCAGUGACACUAGUAAACCUGAGACGCCGAAAACUCCCACCACCCCGAUAAACCCCAAGUUCACCACUUUUCCACCUGUGCCUGUUACGACUGACAGCGUCCGGACUAAAUGCAAAGUGCUGCUGGUGUCAGCACUCCAGACAGAUGGUGAUUACCAAACAAUUGGAGUAGACUGUGAACACCUAGCAGCACAGAUUGAAGAUUAUAUCCUUCCUGAGUUCAAAUCCACCGACAUGAAGUAUAAGUCCAGACUGAGGAGUCGCAUCUCCAACCUCAAGGACCAGAAAAACCCAGACUUGCGCCGAAACGUUCUAUGUGGCAACAUCCCACCGGACCGCAUCGCCAACAUGACAGCAGAAGAGAUGGCGAGUGCAGAGCUAAAAGAGAUCAGAAAAGCUCUGACGAAGGAGUCCAUUCGAGAGCACCAGCUCUCCAAAGUGGGCGGCACAGAGACGGAUAUGUUUGUCUGUGGCAAGUGCAAGGGAAAGAACUGCACCUAUACUCAGGUCCAGACACGCAGCGCUGAUGAACCUAUGACCACCUUCGUGCUGUGCAACGAGUGUGGAAACCGGUGGAAAUUUUGUUAAGACGAAAGAGACCAGGAUUCUUCUUAUGAAGAAUGACCUAAUAGUCAAUCAU
Triplophysa rosa is the source of this 1090-nucleotide messenger RNA. RefSeq names its product transcription elongation factor A (SII), 2 (gene tcea2). NCBI's taxonomy places the organism in Eukaryota, Metazoa, Chordata, Actinopteri, Cypriniformes, Nemacheilidae. The transcript is spliced from 10 exons. Gene Ontology annotation, molecular function: zinc ion binding; nucleic acid binding. Gene Ontology annotation, biological process: DNA-templated transcription; transcription elongation by RNA polymerase II. Bases 133 to 1038 code for a protein of 301 amino acids. Gene Ontology annotation, cellular component: nucleus. The record is from RefSeq and is a predicted model, not a curated record.